Messenger RNA from Didymella exigua CBS 183.55, 1141 nucleotides. RefSeq names its product alpha-acetolactate decarboxylase. Gene Ontology annotation, biological process: acetoin biosynthetic process. Bases 352 to 978 code for a protein of 208 amino acids. NCBI's taxonomy places the organism in Eukaryota, Fungi, Ascomycota, Dothideomycetes, Pleosporales, Didymellaceae. The transcript has a single exon. The record is from RefSeq and is a predicted model, not a curated record. Gene Ontology annotation, molecular function: acetolactate decarboxylase activity.
CGGCUAAUCGUGCCAAAACGUAGAUUUCACUCUCACACAGUCAUCAAUAGUGACCAUGUUGUAGUGGAAAGCCAUCAAAGUCCCCAAGGCUUCCCAUUCACGCGGACAUACUUUCAGUGCAGGGAGAGCAUUUGCCAGAUACACAAGAAGAGAGCAUUGCUAGUGUUCGUUUUGUAAGACCUAUACACCCUCUGGACCGCUCGUGCGAACACCCAUCAUAUUGCAGAGGCUACCCGAAGAUUAUCCGGACAUCAAUGAUCGGCUCUCCUCGACACCCGGAUCCAUCAGUAUAUCCCACUUGAAUCCCCCAAACAUCGAACUCGAAAGACGAACUAACUUCCAAACCUCAAAAUGGUCGCAUCAAUACCCAACGACAUCUUCCAAUUCGGCACCAUCUCCGCAGUCGCCGCCGGCUUCUCGCAAGGCCAGCCACGCACGUGCGACCUCACGUCCCAUGGCACAGACGGGAUCGGCAGCUACGAAGACGGACGUCUGAUGAUUCUGAAUAACGGGGAAGCUUUCGCCCUGUCGUACGACAACAGGGCCACCCCAGCGCCCACAGACACUCGCCUCCCCUUCGCAAUGGUCACCAUCUUCCGCCCCACAUUCCGCAUGGAAGUACCCUUGCUGGACAUGGAAUCUCUCGACGACCUCUUAUCAUCUCCAAAACUAGCGCACGCCAGGGCUGUGAAUACCCUUGCACCAUUCAAAGUCGUGGGCAUGUUCAAGAGCGUCGAGUUCACGGAUGGAGGAGAGCAGAGCAACUUGAAGGGCAUCAUUUUUGGGUAUGCGGUGCCGACCUGGAUGAAAGGCAUUUGUGGGCCACGGAUACAUGCACAUUUUCUGGCGGACUCGGGGGAGGUAGGGGGCAAGGUUGAGAACUUCGAGACGAAUGUUGCAACGUUGAGUUUUGCGAAGACGGGGAGGUUUCAUUUGGGCUUCUCUCAGAGUCCGGACUGGGAGGAUAUGAGGUUGUAGAGUACACUAGAUUUGUUUCGCUGAACGGCUUUCUCGUGAUGACCAUUGGACAACACACGAUAUCUUGAGGUUUGAACAAUUGUCCGGAUUGUAGUCCAUUCAACGCACACCUACGGUCUCUAAUCAUCGCACACAUUGUACCUAUACUGACCAUCAGCGUGGC